Knipowitschia caucasica is the source of this 906-nucleotide messenger RNA. NCBI's taxonomy places the organism in Eukaryota, Metazoa, Chordata, Actinopteri, Gobiiformes, Gobiidae. The record is from the annotation of a GenBank genome assembly.
AUGAACCUCUCAGUGCUGGGCUGUCUCUGUGAUGGACCCCUCCCAACUGUGGUUGCUUCUUUGUUGGUGGUCUCCGCCUCUGCCAGCUGUGUUUGGUUCACGUGUUGUCCCUGUGGUGUGUUCAGUGGAAUGUGCUCCAGUCCUAUCUGCAUUAUCGUGUCCAGUUUCAAGGCCACCACCUCGAGGGCCGUGUGCCAGCUGUCUCGCGAGUUUGUGGGACACCGCGAUGGUAUCUGGGAUGUUAGCAUCACCAAGACCCAGCCUGUGGUCAUGGGGACCGCCUCUGCAGACCACACUGCUCUUCUUUGGAGCAUGGAGAGUGGAAGGAGCCUGCUCAAGUACACCGGUCACCAAGGCUCAGUCAACUCCAUCAAGUUCCACCCCACGGAGCAGAUGGCCCUGACAGCCUCUGGAGACCAGACAGCUCACAUCUGGAGGUUCAUGGUGCAGCUGCCCACCCCUCAGUCCACUGCGGACUCUAGUCAGACGCCGUAUGAGGAGGAAGUGGAAUGCUCGGACAAAGACGAGGCUGACACGGAGCCAGAGGGUCUGUGCGAGUGCCCGUGUGUGCGCGCUCCCUCCACCACGCUGCGCAGUCAUCAAGGCGUGGUCAUUGCGGCUGACUGGCUGGUGGGCGGGCGUCAGGCAGUCACCGCAUCCUGGGACCGAGCCGCAAACCUGUACGAUGUGGAGACCUCCGAGCUGGUGCACUCACUCACAGGAUAUGUCUCUGAGCUGAUGCAUCUCGUCUUCACUGAGGUCUUCUCCGAGCCAGCUCCUUUUAUUGAAGAGUUGAAGACUGUCCCUGUGCCUAAAGACCUCAGCGCUCAGUUUGAGGAAGUUUCCAAGGGAGAUGUGAUUGCUGCACACGUUGUCGAGGGGCAGGCCAGGCUGACCAGAGGGUAG